GGUCGCCAAGAAAACGAGAAGCAGAACUCAGAAAAUCAGGUUUCAUCUGAAUCCGCAGGUUUCAUUUACUGCAUAAGGUGCACGAACAGAACCUUUUCUUGGAGUCUUGAAAUCAUGACCGAUGAAGAAGUUCCUAAUCACUACUGGAACAAUUUGCUGGCCCUCACUACAAAAGCGUCUGCCGAAUCAGAGGAACGCAAUGUUACGCCGAGGCCCAUGAGCGAAGAGAAUCGCAGAUGGCUCGAAGCAGUGAUGAAGGAUCUGGUGAAAGAAAGCGAUCCAUCGCGGCAGAUGGAUGCAAUCUUGAAAAGUUUGCACUCCUAUGCAUCAAGCCCAGCUGAUCUCAAUGAAAAUGAUAUCGGAAAAAUUGAGGCUUCAAUACUACAUAUCUCUUCCAGGAACUUGACGGAUCAUUUAGAAGAUAUCCUUGGCUAUGCUGAAAUCACGAACCAAUUCGUGGCCAAAGGAGGUCUACUGGUCAUCGAGGCUUUCCUGACUCAGCGUCAUCACUUAUCAUUACAAUGUCGUUUCGCUGAGUUUGUACUCAGCCUCACUGAAAAUAAUCCUUCCACACAAUCGUUGUUUGCGAGAGAAGGCUUACUCAGUAAAAUGUUAAAGUUGCUAGAAGAUGACACAUACAGCGAGCAAUUUCUCUUCAAGCUUCUUAGCUCAAUAUCCGGCUCAGUUCGAUCUCAUAUUGAGUCAUUCGACACUUUCUGUGAGAACGGUGGCCCGCGAAUACUCUCAGAUAUAGUACACAAAGCAAAAAGUGGGAAAUUGGCAGGAAAGUCAGCCCGUGUGAUGACGAGUAUAGCUUAUACACUAGAAGAUUCACCUGCUCAUGCAAAGAAAUUAACUGCAGAAAUAUUAUCCAAUUUCCUAUAUGUUCUUCAACAUUUUCCGUCUGAUUGUGUGGGUGAACUAGAGUACAUAGGGUAA
Messenger RNA from Cooperia oncophora, 939 nucleotides. The record is from the annotation of a GenBank genome assembly. NCBI's taxonomy places the organism in Eukaryota, Metazoa, Nematoda, Chromadorea, Rhabditida, Trichostrongylidae.